Messenger RNA from Amyelois transitella, 1593 nucleotides. RefSeq lists its product as uncharacterized. NCBI's taxonomy places the organism in Eukaryota, Metazoa, Arthropoda, Insecta, Lepidoptera, Pyralidae. Bases 77 to 475 code for a protein of 132 amino acids. The record is from RefSeq and is a predicted model, not a curated record. The transcript has 3 exons. Gene Ontology annotation, biological process: sleep; regulation of synaptic transmission, cholinergic; positive regulation of voltage-gated potassium channel activity.
GCGGCGUACAUUCAGUGCGGCUUCGAACGCGGCUCGACGCGGUACGCGGUAGACUGAACCAGUGCGAACCGACGCUAUGGAACUAGCUGUACUCGGCUUCUUAGCGGUGAUAAGCAGUAUUCUUCACCAAGGUAUUACAUUAUCUUGUUACGAAUGCAACAGUCACCACAACGAGUCAUGUCGAGAGAAUCCUCCACAUUCAACAAGAACGGUGUGUAAAUACGACAGGCCGAUAUGCAGGACACUGUACAUGGAAGUGAAGAAGGAGAUCGAGGGCAUGACCCCGCACACCAGGGUGGUCAGGACCUGCGGGGAGAUGGACGAGAGAGACGUGACGAGACCAUGUUACCGUAUCUCCGAGUACGGCGUCAAUCAGCUGGUGUGUUCGUGUACAGAAGAUAACUGCAAUUCUUCUUCCAUAACUGCGGUUACCAGAGCUCUGUUGGUGUUAGUGGUGUUCGUCAUAGUGUUCUAGAAGUUGCCCGAUGACCUUAGUUUAUUUUUUACAUACAUACAUACAUAAAAUCACGCCUCUUUCCCGGAGGGGUAAGCAGAGACUACCUCUUUCCACUUGCCACGAUCUCUGCAUACUUCCUUCGCUUCAUCCACAUUCAUAACUGUCUUCAUGCAAGCUCGGCGGUUUCGGGUAGUUUAUUUUUAUAUAGGUAUAAUUAACAGAACCUUUGUUGACCGUUGACAGAAAUUUGUUUUAGAAGUUGUCUUGUUAACCAUUAAUUUACAUUGAUUUUAAUAUCAGUUAAAAUAAUUGUUUAUAGCAAACAAUAGGUCAACUUACUUACUUAAUAGUUACUUAUUCGAAAAAUAUCUUCUCUCGACAGUGCUAAACAAGUCUGUUUAAUGGUCAGGUUUUUAAAAAGAAAUAGCAUUGGUAACGUUUAUUAACAGCAUACCUACCAUCACUAAAUAAAUAUAUAUAUUCUCUUAACAUUUUAUUAUCCACAAUCUUAUUGCACAUUCAUAAAAACACUACUUUAGUUAUUAUACCAAUAACUAAAGUAGUGUUAGGUUCAUAUCACGUAGAUCAGGCUAAGGCUAGGCUAGGAUAUACUAGUUUCGUACACAUGAUAUCAGUGAUAUUAUUUCUUUUGUAUAGAAAUCAAGAUAAUCUCGUUAGAAUCAGUAAGUCGCUCAAUUGCGGAGCUGAUUCAACCGGUCGGCACAUCCUCGUAAUUAUUGCUUACAAUCGGAUUACCGCCAUUUAUACUACUGUCCAACCCAGACUUUCAGCCAUAUUUUUAAUUUUUAAAAUUAUUAGACGUUAAUGAAUUUAGAUUCUUUGAAUUUUAUAUUUUGGAAAUGAUAUUGAAAUUCUUUAAUAUUUCAUGCGUCGUAUUAAUAAAAUAAAAUAUUUAAGAAAUUAAAUACUUUUGGUAUAUCUUGACGUUCUUUGUUUAUUUUUUCUAUUUAAAUAAUUUUAUAUUUAGAAAAAUUAUACACGUCUAGCAUUUCUAGGAAAAUGUAGAGAACAAAAUAAACCCAAAUUAAGGUGAAAAAAAUAUUCAGACAUACUUUGUACCAUACCUACUAUAAUUUUUUAAUUGUUAUUUUUGUUUUUAUUUGCAUCUUUGUAUA